CUCCUUCUCUGUCUCCCUCGUAUCCAACACUGGGCUCAUUCGUCUAUUUCGCAUCGAAGAGAAGAAACGUGAUCAACAUUCCCGUGUUUCGUUGAACUCGUUGUGCGCGCGAGUGACACGGCUGCUUUUAAUGAUCGCGGCCGCGGCAAGUACUGCUCGUUUGUGCUGGUCGUAUCGUCUGAGUCGUUCACCGGCGCGUGGAUAUCCAGAGUCGAUGGUCAAUCAUCGAUGAUCGAGACGCAACGGUAAUAUUUGCUCGAUCCCGACGUACGAAGCAGCCGGUUGUCAUUAUUACACGUAACCUAAAAGGAAACAACAGACGGAACGAGGGAUGACAAGAAGCAGCCGCGCAUUGGAACGUUGGUGGAUGUGAAAUAACACUUGAGGCUAUCGUCUUCAACGCACGCGACGCAUCUCGCUGGCCAUUUUUCUCCGUCGCCCGAUUAAACUGUUGCACGAACGAACGUCGGACCCCGUAUUUCGUAUCUAUGCUACCCGACACGAGAACAACGGAUUAUCGUUACUUUGUACCGGCAGCGUAUUUAUCGAACGAUUCAAUGGAGAAGCGGGGAACAAGAGUACAAUCAUGCGUCGCUGUACCUUGAAACGUCACAGAUCACGCUGGACGAACUCUUGAGCGGGAUCACAAGACGCGCUGCUGCUACCGAAGCAUUCAACCUGGCGGAAUCGUCGAAAAAACGCAAGACGUACCUCGGGGAGCACUGGCUCACGCUCACGCGAAUAUGAGCAUGACUCUCGUCCGGAAUACGUUCAAAGGUUGCAGCGAGGACGAGGCAGCAGGUGUCGUGAACGCGGAGGUGGGCGGAGGUUGCUUGGCCGGGGCGCCAACCACAGGAAGUGGCGCUGGAGGUGGUAGCGGGACAGGUAGCGAGUCCAGUGGUGGUGGUGCAGGCGGUGGUGGAGCAGGAACAGGAACCGGAGGAGGCGGCCGUGGCGGUGGCGGCGGCGGCGAGGGCGGAUCGACGAAGCAGGGUGGCGAGAGGUGUCCACAGUGCGGCUUCCUCUGUCGGGACGUCCACGUGCUUCAGCUCCAUCUCGAGGACACGCACAAGACCUCGUACGCCAUCGACAAGAACGAUCUCAACGCUCAAUUCCCCCAAGUGUCCUGCAAGGUGUGCAGCAAGACCUUUGCUAACGUCUACCGACUCCAGAGGCACAUGAUCAGCCAUGAUGAGAGUGCCGUGCUUCGUAAGUUUAAGUGUCCCCAUUGCGAGAAAGCCUUCAAGUUUAAGCAUCACCUCAAGGAGCACCUCCGCAUCCAUAGCGGUGAAAAGCCAUUCCAAUGCAACAACUGCGGCAAACGUUUCUCCCAUUCGGGCUCGUAUUCGAGUCACAUGACCUCGAAGAAGUGCCUGAUAGUGAACUUAAAGAAAUCCAGGCAUACGAAUGUGAGCAACGUGGAUCGCGGCCCGAAAAAGGCGCAACAACCCCUGCCGCCGGGACGGCGCGAGGUCGAUCUGCUCGCGGCGAAUAAUAACACUUUCCUCCCUAUUCUGCCGAAGCUUUCACCCUCGGAUUAUCAGGAGAUACAACGGGAAGGAGCGGGUAUUUACGAUAUGCCGACCCUCCUACCGCAAAUGAUGGGCUUCGGCAGCUACUUUCUGCAGGCGUCCUUGGGCAAAAUCUUAAAUCAGCUACAUUCCAAGAGAUUGGACGAGGUAGCCGAGCAAUUCGAGUCCCAUCGGGAGCUUAUGAGCCCGUCCACCGCGGACUCUGAGGGCACAGAGGGCACGGAGGGUAAGGAAUCACCGGCACCGACCGAUCCUCAGGGUCUGGACGCGGUUCGACGUAUCCUUGAAACGGUGAACACCUCUGUCACGAAGCAGCUGCUCGAGGCGAACGUACGAAAAUUGUCCACCUCGCCAGCCACGAUGAAACGGGAGUUCGAGGAGGACUAUCAAGAUCAAGACAGCGAGAUGUCCAGCGAGAUGGCACACUAUCCAGACUGGUCAGCGACGGAUCAAUAUGAUUCGCAGAGCGAAGGUUUAGCAGCGAAACUCGAGGACGUGAAUCAGCCCAGUGCGAAAUCAGGUUGCAAGAGAAAAACAGAGGACAGCUCGGAGGUAGACUCGGAGGACGAGGAGGAUGGUACACAGACGCACAACGAUAACGGGAGGAGAGUUAGGGCUAGAUCAUUGAUAGACGACGAGCAAUUGGCUGUCCUCAAGGGUUACUAUGCUAUUAAUCCUCGACCCAAGAAGGAAGAGAUCAUCAUGAUCGCCAACUACAUCAAUUUUCCUACUCGUGUCGUACAGGUUUGGUUCCAAAACUCCCGGGCGAGGGACCGACGAGAAUCGAAGAUACCACCUUUAGUACCGUUGGCAAAUUCGACCAGUCAGACCACGUACGAACAACCAUUAGAUUUGUCGAAGAAGGAAGUUCUCACGGAAUCGGCGUGCAAAGACAAUGACUCUGUCUGUGUAAAAUACACAUCGUCAUCGCCCAUUGAACACAAGAACGAGAACGCACCGUCGCAAAAUCAAGACGCGGAUGAUCUAGAGGAUUCGCCACUUGUUAUUGACGAGGAGACCACCGAUUCUGUGGAAACGAAACGUACGGCUACAACCGGGGGAGAAAUUGUUCCAAAGAGUCAACCUCAAACAAAUGUAAAGAACGAAAACGAAAUCGCGAGUCAACCAGAGGCUUCGCCAGCGGCGGAAAUCGAGCAGGGUGUCUACUUCUGUGAUCGGUGUGACAAAACAUUCUCCAAGCACAGUUCCCUAGCAAGACACAAAUACGAACAUUCCGGGCAAAGGCCGUACAAAUGCUUGGACUGCCCAAGGGCGUUCAAGCACAAGCACCAUCUGACCGAACACAAGCGACUGCACAGCGGCGAAAAGCCCUUCCAGUGCUCCAAGUGCCUCAAGCGCUUCUCUCACUCCGGCUCCUACAGCCAACACAUGAAUCAUCGUUUCUCUUACUGCAAGCCGUAUAGAGAAUAGAAGUAUUCCCGCUAGUUGAAAACGAAGACUCUCUCGCUGACUUAGCUAAGUAUGUACGGUCCUUUUUUCCUUCCACGACACGGGACUCGGCAUUUAAAAAACUUCGAAAAGGAAAUAAUUAUGUCUCGCGUACCAACGCGUGGGAAGCACGUUAGGAGAAUAGGAAAGACCUGACGACGAAUUUUUCCAAACGAGAUCUCACGCACGCAUUUUAGACCGCGAGAAGGCUUGCGUGAAACGCAGCAGAUAAUAAUUAGAGCCUAAAAAUAUAUUUAGCUGAAGAUGUUGGAGGAGGAUACGAAAAGAAAAGAGGAAAAAGAAAUACAGUGCGAUUUCGGAAUGAAAAGAACGGAAAAAGAAUAAAAGAUUGAAUAAUAUAUUGUACUAGAAGUUAAAGAAGAUCGCGACUCUGUUCGAGCAACAGCAGUAACAACAUCGUCCAAGUGUCACGUGAGUUUCUUCUCGAGUUCGUUCUCGCGCUGAAAGAAAGAGGAUAAAAAGAAAAAAAGAAAAAGGAAGCAGAAAAGUAAAAAGUAAAAAAAAAAAAUUCGCAGCGACUUCGGGUCGACGAGCAUUAAAAAGAAACCAAACAAUACGCAACGGUACCAAAAAUGCAUAAUGCAAUAAUCUAUUAUAUAUUAUAUAUAAUAUACAUAAUAUUUUAGUAUUUUUAUUAACAAGAUUAUUAUAUAUACCAUGACAAUAAUAAGGAAACUAAUUAACGUACAAAUUUGUUAGCCACGUUCGCACGGGGCACGCGAUACAUUCAGUCGCGACGCGCAAACUGGCGAAGGGAUAUGGCGACGCCAUAAAGAAUUUCAUUUUUGAAGGAGUUGCGCGUGUGCAAUUGGAUAUUUCAUGGAGAACGAAAUGGAAUUCGAAAUGUAUUCUUUGCACGAGAGGAAUCAUAUUUAAUAAUCGGAAAACUUAUCCUUUGGAUAUUUUUUAUCAAUUUGCCGUUACUCGAUAAUUACUUUGCAAGUAAAGAAAAGUUAAUAAAAACUAUCAAAGAAUAAUCUCUCGUUUCUGAAAAACCAGAUCAGACAUGAUGUUCUUCAGCCGAUUACGUGACAAUGUCUCAAUUUCUUCAUUCACAAGUAUUUUCGGACAAUAACAAAUUCAGAAGGUAUAACAAAUUUGAGGUAUACAUAUUAAUAUUGAAAAAGCCAACAGAAAAGAAAGGAAAAGAUAAUAAGCGCGCGCGUGCAAUUAGAUAAGAACGAAAACCAAAGCUAAAUGUUCAAGAAGGUUGAAGCACCGGACGGAGAGAGGAUGCAUUUGAAUUUAAAAAACUGAGAGAGCUUAAACGCAAAUUCCGAUGAAUCGCUGAGAACGGAGGCUAGAAUUUCUAGUCGUCCGAACUACUCUCGCGAUCGAGUGCUUUUUGAAGCUCGAUGCAGGAGAUUCGAUCGAGUUACGAUUUAUUAUACGUAGCGUCGAGGUGUUUCUGGGCCUUAUCUAUCGGUGAUCGAUGCCAUGACGAGUAACUUUCAAUCGUUAUGUACUUACUUUAAAAUCCGACUCAUUAUACCAUCGGUAUUCCCAUAAUGUUACGUGAGAGAUUCAAUAUGUAAAUUAAAGAUUUUCUUUUUUAGCAGAUCUCACGAUAGUUUCAUAAUAUCAAAUGUACAUAAAUU
Molecule: messenger RNA, 4600 nt
Organism: Eufriesea mexicana
Lineage: Eukaryota; Metazoa; Arthropoda; Insecta; Hymenoptera; Apidae
Gene: zfh1
Product: Zn finger homeodomain 1
Exons: 9
Coding region: 744-2963 (739 amino acids)
Biological process (GO): regulation of transcription by RNA polymerase II; anatomical structure development
Molecular function (GO): DNA-binding transcription factor activity, RNA polymerase II-specific; RNA polymerase II cis-regulatory region sequence-specific DNA binding
Source: RefSeq, a predicted model, not a curated record